UCCAGCCCCGCCCCGCGCCAGAGCCGAGUCGGAGCCCCGCCGCCGGCACCCGGCCUCAGCCCCAGCCAGAGCCGGCACCAGCGUAGCCGGAACGGCGGACCCCGCGCCCCGGCGGCCCGGAGGCCCGGCCGGCGAAGGCAAGCUCCCUGGACUGGUCAGACGCGCCCCGUACACCUGGGAGAGUCAGGAUGAGCCUUUCCUCAGGGCGGCCCGCGGCCUGCGCCCACAGCAUGGCCUGACCCUGGAGGCACACACCAUGGCCACGGGAGGGAGCCGGGCCUUUGCUUGGCAGGCGCUCCCACCCAUGCCCACCUGCCGGGUGUAUGGCACAGUGGCGUACCAGGAUGGACACCUGCUGGUGCUGGGGGGCUGUGGCCAGGCUGGACUGCCCCUGGACACCGCUGAGACACUGGACAUGGCCUCACAUACCUGGCUGACACUGGCACCCCUGCCCACUGCCCGGGCCGGCGCCGCCGCCGCGGUGCUGGGCAAGCAGGUGCUAGUGUUGGGGGGUGUGGAUGAGGGCCAGAGCCCUGUCGCCGCUGUGGAGGCCUUCCUGGCCGACGAGGGCCGCUGGGAGCGUCGCGCCACCCUGCCUCAGGCAGCCAUGGGCGUUGCGACUGUGGAGAGAGAUGGUAUGGUGUAUGCUCUGGGGGGAAUGGGCUCUGACACGGCCCCCCAGGCCCAGGUUCGGGUGUACGAGCCCCGCCGGGACUGCUGGCUUUCGCUACCUUCUAUGCCCACGCCUUGCUAUGGGGCCUCCACUUUCCUGCACGGGAACAAGAUCUAUGUCCUGGGGGGCCGCCAGGGCAAGCUCCCAGUGACUGCUUUUGAGGCCUUUGAUCUGGAGGCUCAUACCUGGACCCGGCACCCAAGCCUCCCCAGCCGCCGGGCAUUUGCUGGCUGCGCCAUGGCCGAAGGCAGCUUCUUUAGCUUGGGUGGCCUGCAGCAGCCUGGGCCUCACAAUUUCUACUCCCGCCCACACUUCGUCAACACUGUGGAGAUGUUCGACCUGGAGCAUGGGUUCUGGACCAAGCUGCCCCGCGGCCUGCGCAUGAGGGACAAGAGGGCUGACUUUGUGGUUGGCUCCCUUGGGGGCCACAUCGUGGCUGUUGGGGGCCUUGGAAACCAGCCAUGCCCCCUGGGCUCCGUGGAGGGCUUCAGCCUGGCCCGGCGGCGCUGGGAGGCACUGCCUGCCAUGCCCACAGCCCGUUGCUCCUGUUCUAGUCUGCAGGCUGGGCCCCGGCUGUUCGUCAUCGGGGGUGUGGCGCAGGGUCCCAGCCAGGCCGUGGAGGCCCUGUGUCUGUGUGAUGGGGUCUGAAUGCCUGAUGGGACCUUGCCCACUGAAGCAGCCCAGUACCAGAGGCAGAUGUCUGGCUUCUUGUGCUCCCGAGGAAGCGCACUGGGCCCCACAGGGGAAGGGAUGCACAGGCAUGGGCUCUUGAGACACUGCCUCCGAGACUGGGUAACGUGCGGGCUUCACCUUUAGUGUAGGACACACACACAUGCGUACACCAGCGUACUCUCGUUCAUUCAUGGACCACGCCUAGCUCCUCCCUUGCUCUGGAACCUCCUGAGCCCUCUGUCCAAUGGGGAGGUGGUGGGGGUGACAGCUGGCCUCAUGCCCUGCAGGGUCAGUGCCUACCUAGAGUUGACCAGGCCCACCCCAAUGACUGUUCCGGAAACACCCCAGCUGCCAGCCUGCCUUGAAGGCCCCUGUGAACCCAGGAGAGUUCAGAGAGGGCAGGCGGCAUGGAGGGAAUGGAAAAGCGCGGUGGGAACCUCCAGAGGGCCACAGGAGUAUUGGCUUUAGGCCCUUUACACUGCUGGCUGUGACCCUAGAAAGUCAUUUCACCUCUCUGUGCCUCAGCAUCCUCAGCUGUCAGUGGGGAUCCCGGAAACCUUCCCACCCUACCUACCUCACAGGGCUGUUGUGAGGACCCAGGGAGCGCAGACGUGGAAGUAAAA
Phyllostomus hastatus (greater spear-nosed bat) is the source of this 1968-nucleotide messenger RNA. It is a transcript of the gene KLHDC8B, whose product is annotated as kelch domain containing 8B. NCBI's taxonomy places the organism in Eukaryota, Metazoa, Chordata, Mammalia, Chiroptera, Phyllostomidae. The transcript is spliced from 6 exons. The coding region runs from base 257 to 1321 and encodes 354 amino acids. The record is from RefSeq and is a predicted model, not a curated record. Gene Ontology annotation, molecular function: protein binding.